This is a messenger RNA of Lodderomyces margitis, 1026 nucleotides long. RefSeq names its product omega-class glutathione transferase (gene ECM4). NCBI's taxonomy places the organism in Eukaryota, Fungi, Ascomycota, Pichiomycetes, Serinales, Debaryomycetaceae. Gene Ontology annotation, cellular component: cytoplasm. Gene Ontology annotation, molecular function: glutathione transferase activity. The coding region runs from base 1 to 1026 and encodes 341 amino acids. The record is from RefSeq and is a predicted model, not a curated record. The transcript is spliced from 2 exons.
AUGCACACGACUCAUUUUAUUCAAUGUCGUGUUAAUAUUGAAAUUUUAAAGUUUGCCGACGAAGAUGGUAACUACAAGAGAAAACCAUCGGUUUUUCGUGAUUGGAUUAGUAGCAAGCCUGGUGCUAGAUUCCCUCCUGAAGCAGGUAGAUACCACUUGUAUGUUUCAUUUGCUUGUCCAUGGGCCCAUCGUACAUUAAUCACUAGGAGGUUGAAAGGUUUGGUUUCAAUUAUAGGAUUGUCAGUGGUUCACUGGCACAUGGAUGAUAAAGGAUGGAGAUUCCCAACCAAGGAAGAAUUGGAUUCAUUAAAGCAAAAGGAUGAUGUGUCAUUAGGCACACCUGACCAUUUAUAUGGCUUUAGUCGAUUGAGAGAAUUGUACUUUAAAGCUGAUCCCAAUUAUCAAGGUAGAUUCACUGUUCCUGUAUUGUGGGACAAAAAGGAGCAAACAAUUGUCAAUAACGAAUCAGCCGAGAUUAUCAGAAUGUUGAAUUCCGAAUUUAAUUCAAUUUUGCCUACAGAAUAUGCUGACUUGAAUUUGGUUCCCAAAGAGUUGGAAUCGCAAAUUGAUGAAUUAAACAGCUGGGUCUAUGAUAACAUCAACAAUGGAGUUUAUAAAACAGGAUUUGCAUCCAAGCAAGAGGUUUAUGAUAAAGAGUGUCGUAACGUGUUUGCCCAUUUGGAUAAAGUUGAGUCAUUAUUGCAACAGAAUAAGCAACAAGACCGCAAAAAUGAAUUUUUAUUAGGCAAUAGUUUAACUGAGGCUGAUAUUAGGUUAUUCACUACAAUUAUCCGUUUUGACCCAGUUUAUGUUCAACAUUUCAAAUGCAAUAUUGGAAUGAUUAGAACUCAUUAUCCAAAUAUUCAUAAUUGGCUUAGAUUGUUGUAUUGGAAAAUCCCUGGGUUCCAAGAGACGACAAAUUUUGAACAUAUCAAGUACCAUUAUACUAAAUCUCAUGUCAAGAUUAAUCCUUAUGGUAUUACUCCUUUGGGACCAGUACCAAAUAUUUUGCCAAUUGAUCAGUAA